UUUCAGCUAUAAAUUAAAAAAUUCCUAAAUUUUGGCAACUCCCGCCAAACAGACGUCAAGUGAUGAACCGACAGAACCGGAGCUGCUAAAACCUGAACCUUAAUUUCCGUAACGAUCUCUCCCUAUUACCAAACCCUAAUUCUUGCCCUAACCCUAACCCCCAAUUCCUAAGCGUGGAAUCCUAAUAAAGACGACGAAUAGAAGAAGAAGAAGAAGAAUGAGAUGGAGUCCCAAUUCCAUCACAAUUCCUCCGAGAGGCGCCCAACCUUCCGAUCCAAGACUCUCCCUGUCAAAUGGUUCAAAGAAUGGGUUCCACAAGAUGUCAUAGCAACAGGUGGAGAGUGCUCUCUAAUGAAGUGGGUGAAAGCGGAUACAUCAGAGGCUUUGGAUGAGAAAUCAAAGAAAACAAUGGCUCCAGAGCCAGAACCAACAAACAAAGUACUUUUUCUUUGCAGCUAUGACAGCUGUGGGAAGAUCUUUAUUGAUGCUGGUGCUUUGAGGAAGCAUGCUGACAUCCAUGCGGAGAUACAACAUGUUUGUCUGUAUGAGGGUUGUGGAAAGAAAUUUUUGGAUAGUUCAAAGAUGGAAAGACACUUUCUUAUUCAUUCCGAAGAAAAGGAUUAUGUAUGUCCUCGUGAAGGCUGUGGCAAGGCCUUCUCCCAGGAAUACUUCCUUUUGUACCACAUGAAAACACAUUCAGCAGAGAACUAUUAUAACUGUCCAUACCCAAACUGCCUAAGGAGAUAUCCAUAUGAGUACAAGCUUAAAAACCACAUUGUAGAUUACCAUGAAACGAUCGACGAGCCAGUUUGUGUGCCAAAAUAUGCCACCCUACCUGCAGAGAAGCAAAUCAGAACUCCCAAGCCUCCUUGUGGCAAAGCAUCAUCGGAUCUUUCUUAUGCUUGCAUUUAUGACGGGUGUAAUAAGACGUACAUCCAUGAAGACAAGCUUAAGCGGCAUUAUAGGGCAGUGCAUCCUGGCCAUGUGUUUGAUGUUACUCGCAAUGAGAUCGAUGAAGCCAGUGAUCAAGAUGCCUAUGCCGGAAAACGUGUGAAUGUCAAGAGCCUGCAAAACAUGCUCAGACCUAACUGGAAGUGAAGAAACAGAAGAGGACAGUGAAGAAAUGUUAAGAAAGUGAAGAAACAGAGGAGGACCAUGACAAUGUUGAAGCUGGUUGGAGGUGUGGUGACAACAAUGGCGACGAUGAUGAGGAAACAGAGGACGAAGCUAGAUAGUAGAUAUGCGCGGAGGCUCUUUUUUCUUUGUUUCCUUGUUCGUCAAUUUUCUUCUUCUAAAAAUGGAGUUGGAGGCACUUUGUAUGUAACCCACCCUACUGCCAUUUUUUUUGUUUCGUUUUGUGUUAUCUUCCCUUUGGAAGGGGCACUGUGAUUACUGAUUAGGCAUUUGUCCAUACAUUACUAUUCAGUUUGGAAAUCAAGUCCAUAGAUUACUAUUUUUGAUAAAAUAAGCUCUUGA
Pyrus x bretschneideri (Chinese white pear) is the source of this 1476-nucleotide messenger RNA. RefSeq names its product zinc finger transcription factor YY1. The transcript is spliced from 6 exons. The record is from RefSeq and is a predicted model, not a curated record. Gene Ontology annotation, cellular component: transcription regulator complex; PcG protein complex. Gene Ontology annotation, molecular function: DNA-binding transcription factor activity, RNA polymerase II-specific; RNA polymerase II cis-regulatory region sequence-specific DNA binding. Gene Ontology annotation, biological process: regulation of transcription by RNA polymerase II. The coding region runs from base 223 to 1098 and encodes 291 amino acids. Lineage: Eukaryota; Viridiplantae; Streptophyta; Magnoliopsida; Rosales; Rosaceae.